Vitrella brassicaformis is the source of this 3281-nucleotide messenger RNA. NCBI's taxonomy places the organism in Eukaryota, Vitrellaceae. The record is from the annotation of a GenBank genome assembly.
UGAGCCCCUGGUUGAUUGUGUGGCCUGAUGGACACCGAUGACGGAGGUGCUGCAGGCGGGCGGCCGUGUGUCGAUGGCAGUGGCUGCCGCGACGUCCUGCACAAGAUACACUCGGUGAGGGACGAGGGGAAGAGGAGGGCUCACCAGGUCCAUCGCUGUGUUGGGAUUGCCUGGCAGGUCGCCUCUCAGAUUGCCUCUGAUGCUGAGAGGGCAGAGCACAUCAUAGCCACACACGCCGACGACAAAUCACAGGUCCGCACGGAGACACCACAGUCAGCCGAGCUGCACAACUUGCUGGGCGUCUGUUUCGGUGGUGCAGGAUGUUGCAUCGCUGGCCGGCAGCCUAUCCACCAUACUGGACACCCUCACCGACGCCCAGUCGGCCCUCGGCAACGAGUUGGCACAGAUGUCCAGUGACCGCGACACACACGUGAGGAUUGCAUGGGAAGACCGAUAAUGGCUCACAAAGGCCGACAAGCAGUGACGUCCAUCUCUCUCUCCUCUGUGCGUGUUUGGGUCAAUGUCAGCGGAUGGAAGGCGACGGCAGGCUGUUUCGCUGUAUCCACCGGGUGGGCGGUGCAGUAGGAGGACGGGCGGCAGAGCCAGCAAUGCCGGUCGGUGUGCACAUGGAUACACAGACAGACAGACAGACAGACAGAUGGAUGGACCAGCAUCUAUCUGUGAUGCUUUCUUGGUGUCCAUCCAGGUGCCUGUUGGCGACGGAGGUAAGCGCGCGUGUGUAGCUAUCAGCCCGGCUGCCGCUGCUGCAACUGCGAAUAGCAAAAGUACACCAACCACACAGAGGUGAAAGUACUGAGAAUCCCAUGUUGUGCUGUCUUGUGUUUUGCCUUUGCCGGGUGGGUCGGUUGGUGUCUGCGGUGCUGCAGCAGCGACACCAAGGCCGAUGAACAAACCAAAGGUGACACUAAAAGUGGCAACCACUAUGACUGCCUUCACCAGUGUGCACAUGUGUGGGUGUCAGAAGUACGGCCGUCCGAGUCUGUCUGGUCUGCCUGAGGACGUCUUCAGCCACCUGGACUCCUUCGUCACCAGCAUCGUCGUCUCCCGGCUGGCCAAGGUCAACAAGGAGACUCACCAGAAGGCCACCGACCAGAACCUCGGCAUGUUCCGGCACUUCACCCUGACGAGCGACGAGGAAGAGACCUACAGAAAGGUCAAGGGCGUCAGGGAGAUGCAGCACAUGGUGAGAGGGCUGGGAUUGGGAGGGACACAUGGGUGGGUGGGUGGAUGGAUGGAUGCUUUCUGGUCUGUGCGUGUGGAUGCAGGGGAAGAUCCAGACGGCCCACAUCGAGAGCUCCAGUGUGCCCGCGUGUCUGUCGAGGUGCCUGGAGGCGUCGAGGCUGACGCUCACCCGGCUGACCGUGAUAGCCCCUGACCAGCCGCGCUCUGCCCCGCGGGCCCCCAUCGAUAUGCGUCGUGCGCCUGCCCUGCCCACCCACUUCCCAAACAUCACACACAUGACCAUCCAGUCGGCUGCAUGGCUCAGCCACCUCAGGUGAGUAUGAGGCGUGUGUGUGUGUGUGUGUGUCUUUCCAAGCACCGUCACUCUUUCUUUCUGUGUGAAUGCGUUUAGGUAUCGUCAAUGGACUUUUCCCAACUUGAGGGCCCUUCGGGUGGGCAGCAUCUACGAGUCGGCCGACCUGAUGGCACUGCUCGACGCGAUGCCCAUGAUCGAGCGGCUGGAGGCAGCGUGCAUCGGCUUCUACGACGAGGAACAGGAGGCAUUUCUCGCCCUUCUCGGUGGCCGCCCCCACCUGACCACCGUCACCGGCCUGCAGACCUACAUGGAAGAAUGCUACCCCAGCUACAGAUUCGGCUGUGAAAACGAGGUCAAGAAGGCCGUCGAUGCCAACUGGAGCAAACAGGACAACGAAGGUGACUCGAACCGAACGAACAAAUGAUGCGUGAAGCGGAUGAAAUCUCGGUGCCGUGUGCGCCCUUCCUCCCUCUCUCGGAUGAAUGAGUGCAGGUGUGCCCAAGAAGCUGGGGUUCGUCGUGCCGCGUUUGUGGAUCGGUGUGGACUACGGCCAACAAAAGGCGGCCGAUGUGGAGGCCUUCAGAAAGUGGGCCGAGGAGGUCAACUGUGAGGUCAAGUGGGAGCUGGGCGAAGACGGCGGCAUGAACAUCGACUGCAGCAGCAGCGGUGCCACUGCCCUCCCAGCGCCCGGCGGAUUCUUCGGCGAUUUCGCGACGCAGAUGGCCGCCAAAGCAAAAACGGUGAGCAAGCAAGAAAGCUAUGAAGGCCGAGCGCAUCUGUUCAUGUCUGUGUCAUGUAGGUGUGUUUGUAUGUGGGUGGCUCUCCGCUGCACGAGAGCUGGCGCGACAAGCUGGCCUUCCCCAAUGCCAAGAAGCUCUUCAUCGAAGACCAUGAAAUGGGCGUGAGCGCCUCAGAAGCGGAGGACAGCAUACCCACCUGGCUCGCCAACGAUGACGCAGACGGAGAGAGGGCGGCGUGUAGUGGGUUCCCCUCUGUAGAGCACCUGAGUGUCGGUUUCCUGUCAUACCUCUCUGUCGAUGAGAUGUGUGAGCAUCCGAGCAAGCUGAGCCUGCUGCUGGGGGGCCUCAGGUCAGUCAGGCAAGUCAGCUUCUCUUCUCCCAUCUGGUGCCUCUCGGCUGCCUGUGAGCUGCUGUCCUACCUGCCUGUCACACACCUGGAUGAGGUCACCUUCCUCGACACACCUGAAGAGAGCACCGGGGUGCACAUAGAGGGGGGCCUGGGGUGUCCACGCAUUCAGUGCAUGUGCAGUGGGAGGAUGAGUUUUGACAGAAAGGCGCGUGUGCAGUCGUUUCUGCGGCUGGUGCUCACACUGCGGCCAGUCAGUGUGCGUCUCUCUCUCCGUGCUGAUAGGAGCGAUCUGCAGGGGGCCGAUGAGGCCCCUAGAAUACGCGAUCUGCGCGGCUUUGCGUGUGAGUGUUUCGAGGAGGUCGAGGCACACUACAGCGUGACGGGGGGAAAGAUUGAGGACACGAGGGGCGGGUACUAUUACACGCUGAAUGUGCAGCUGGCGGCCAAGUGAGUGAGCCGAUGGUGCACAGUGGUGUGGGCGGGACUGACCUGUUGUGUGUCAGUGAGGGAUUGAUAAUGGUGUGUUAGAGUGUUUGGACGAGGGGAUGGCUGCUGUGUAUGAGGCUGGCCUCGCCCUUAUGGCCCUGACUGGUGUGUGCUCGAUGGACACAUGUGAUUGAUGCGCGGGAUGGAUGUCGGUGAAUGUUUGUGUGUGGUGGGAGACAAUGACCACUGCAUCUUCACAUUGAUUGAG